Molecule: messenger RNA, 678 nt
Organism: Solanum tuberosum (potato)
Lineage: Eukaryota; Viridiplantae; Streptophyta; Magnoliopsida; Solanales; Solanaceae
Product: WAT1-related protein At4g08290-like
Exons: 5
Coding region: 1-678 (225 amino acids)
Cellular component (GO): membrane
Molecular function (GO): transmembrane transporter activity
Source: RefSeq, a predicted model, not a curated record
AUGGGGACUAGCAUAGGCACUUACAAGAGGUUCAAGCCUCACAUCCUUAUGGUUUUGGCUCAAAUUGCUUACACUUUUUUAAAGACGAGGCCAAAGUUAACUAUAGCUUUGCUGUUGGAGAUAUUUGUACUCUCUCUAGUGGGAGUGAGUUUGACACUGAACAUGUACUUUGUGAGCUUGAACUACACUUCUCCGACUCUUCUUGCCUCGAUGGUCAACACUAUAGCUGCCUUAACAUUUGUACUAGCAGUUAUUCUCAGGUUGGAAGAUGCUAACAUUCGAAAUCCUAGAGGAAUAGCAAAAGUCGUAGGAACCUUGGUUUCCUUGGCUGGGGUUAUGAGCAUGACAUUAUACAAAGGACCUGUUGUGAAAAGCUUAGGACAUCCUCUCAUCUACAUCCACAGAGGGAAUGGUGUUGUCCACGAGAACUGGUCAAAAGGCUUGAUCCUCACUGCUGCUAGCUGCAUUACGUGGUCAAUAUGGUACAUCAUGCAGGCUUACACUUUGAAAAGAUAUCCAGCACAACUAUCACUGACUACAUGGAUGAGUUUUGUUGGUGCAGCACAAUCAGCUUUCUACACAGUAAUUGUACAACACAAACGAGCAGCUUGGACCAUGGGUUUCAACAUUGAUUUCUGGUCUACUUUGUAUGGGGUAAGAAGGGUCCAAGUCCAAUAG